Molecule: messenger RNA, 468 nt
Organism: Ectocarpus siliculosus
Lineage: Eukaryota; Phaeophyceae; Ectocarpales; Ectocarpaceae
Source: the annotation of a GenBank genome assembly
AUGGAACAGCGAGAAGACAUCGCGGAUCUGAUCAUCUCCAUCGACGACACCGACAUCAACGCUCCGGACACGAUCACAGGCUUGAGUCCGCUCCACAAAACCGUGCUCCUUGACUUGGGAUCUUCGGCACAGAAGCUGGCGUUCAGAGGGGCCAACAUAAACGCUACUGACAAGGUCGGGAUGACUCCGCUUAUGCUCGGGUGCCGAUUGGGGCACGAGGCGAUUGUGGACAUGCUCGUGGACGUGUUCGGCGCUGAGAUCGACCCAGCAGACAAGGCCGGUUGGACCUGCCUUUUCUACGCCACUUACCACAACGAGUCCAACAUCGUGCACUACCUGCUGAUGCACGGCGCGGACACGGACCACAAGGACAAGCGGGGCAUGACGGCUAUCGAUUGGGGGGAGCACAUGAGGUUCGGAGAGACUUGCGCCAUAUUCUCCAGGUUCGAGUCGCAACUGGCGCCGUAG